This is a messenger RNA of Aplosporella prunicola CBS 121167, 1321 nucleotides long. RefSeq lists its product as uncharacterized. Gene Ontology annotation, molecular function: nucleotide binding; oxidoreductase activity. NCBI's taxonomy places the organism in Eukaryota, Fungi, Ascomycota, Dothideomycetes, Botryosphaeriales, Aplosporellaceae. Gene Ontology annotation, biological process: NADPH regeneration. The record is from RefSeq and is a predicted model, not a curated record. The transcript is spliced from 2 exons. Bases 49 to 1167 code for a protein of 372 amino acids. Gene Ontology annotation, cellular component: cytoplasm.
UCAACCUCUCUCCCACAAUCCAACGUACGCAUUGUUGACCUUCUCACCAUGGCCGCUCCUGCGAAGCUCCGUGUUGGUAUCAUUGGCGCUGGCGAAGUAACUCAGGUCAUUCAUUUGCCUGUUCUUAGCCUGCUUUCUCAUCUUUACUCGGUCGAAACCAUCUGCGAUAUCUCUCGCAAGAAUGCGGAACACUGUGCCGCCAAAUUCCAUAUCCCCAAGUCCUGUACCGAUCCGAACGAAGUCAUUAACGACCCUGCCGUCGACGUCGUCUUCAUACUCACCUCGGACGAAUAUCAUGCGCCCUACACCAUCUCCGCAUUAAAGGCCGGCAAGCGCGUCAUGAUCGAGAAGCCACUUACAUUGUCGCUACCUUCUGCCCAGAGAAUUGCGGAAGCAGAUAAGGCGGCAGGUGGAUCACGAGUCUUUGUAGGGUACAUGAGGCGGUACGCGCCUUCUUUCACGCAGGCCUUUACAAGAGAAAUUGCAUCCAUCCCGCGGAUUUUGUACGCGAGGGUUCGCGACUUCAGUGGGCCGAACUUACAAUUCGUCUCGCAGUCAGGGACUUUCCAAGUAAAGAAUACGGACUUCCCUGAUGGUGCUGCUGAGGAACGAGAGAGGCUUUUGGGGGAGCUGUUUGCAGAAGCUUUCCCCGGGAAAAAGAUCACAGAGGAGCGGAAAAAGAUGUGUAGGUUCCUUGGAAGCCUUGGUUCUCACGACAUCUCUAUGAUGAGGGAAGCUUUGGGCUUCCCAGAGUCGGUCGGUGGUGUAUCAGUCAAUGAGCCGUUCUACUCCGCCAUCUUCAACUUCCGAAACAAGACUGGUGAGCCUUUUGCGGUCACGUAUGAAAGCGGCAUUGAUGCUGUUCCUGAAUUUGACGCGCAUCUUGCCGUGUACGGAGAAAACAAACGCGUCUCAAUCCAUUAUGAUUCUCCCUAUGUUAAGGGUCUGCCAAUCAAAGUUCGGAUAGAGGAACUCAAUGAACAUGGCGAAAUUCAAUCCAGGGAAGUCCUCACUUCAUACGAGGAUGCCUACACGGCUGAAUUGAAGGAAAUGCAUGCAUGUUUUGUUGACGGCAAGAAAAUCAAGACCACCCCAGAGGAUGCUCUUCAAGAUCUUCAGAUUUUCGAUAUGAUGUACAAAAAGCAUGAUGAGACUGCUAGUCUCUAAGAUAGGGUGGAUAUGCGGCACCCGUUCCCGAAUUGCCAAUAGUACUACAGCCGUUAGUAGUCAAAUAGUAGGAUGUGAAGUCGUAAGCGUACAGCUAUGGCUUUCAUAAUAGCAGCUUGAUUCGCUGGUUAGAUUACAUGAGAAUAGAGAUCGC